GUAUAAGGCUUAGCAAUUAUUAUUACCCCCUCCUAGUAUAAACACACUCCCAGUUUGGCCACCAUUAUUUUGUGAGCAUGGGAAAGUCUGGGAUUGAAUUCAGGUUGCAGGGUGUUGGGCAUUAUUUAUUAAAAGGAAAAGAAGUAACUGCCUGGGCUAUUAGGGGACUCCAUGUUGGCUUUCUGCUUGGUGCAAGCCAGCCCCAGACCCCUUCAGUCUAGGACCUCAGAGGAAGUCUUUGUAAUUUGUAUAAGAAAACUUCCAGCUGUCCAGAAGCUGGGAGAGAGUGUUGGUCCUGGGCUGAUCUGAGCUGAGGCUGUCUUGUAGCGCCUCUGAUCUGACCGAGCUGGCCUCCAAUCCUGGGCUCCCUCUACUUUUCUGGUGCUGCUCAGCUCCACCUGGGGCCUUCAGCACCUGCCCCUCCUUCUCGGCACCUCUCCACCCCUCAGACAACAAUAAACACUCCCACUAUUAAAAAAAAAAAAAAAAAAGUACUGUGCACUAUUUUUAUCGCCAGGGCUUUUCCUCAUCUUGGCCUCAGUCUUGAAAAGGGGGCCAAGACAGGAGUCCCAAAAUAGAUGGGGGUCUUAAUAGAGACAGGAAAUGAAUAGAAUGCAUAAAAUCAGACAUGUGUCCUUAAUAUAUGGAAGGACUCGCUCCAGACGCGUGGACAUGUGUAUUUAUAAGUGCUUAGACAGAAGUUUAAAUAUUCAGACACAUUUUAUGAUUGUCCUCUGCCCGUCUUCUGGUUAAUGGCUCCUCCUGUGCCCACCAAUACAUCAAUACCGUUGUGUCUAUUGAAUCACCGGCAGGGACGAGAAGGAAGCGAGUCCAUAGCCAAGCCCGCUGAGUACAGUACAGUAAAUCGGGACCCUCAGCAGAAGGCGCUUCCCGCCCGCCCGCCAUGUUGGGGAGCCCUCCCUGCCCCCCGCGCCGGGCUGAGCGGCCGGGGCUCGCAGGCAGCCGGGGGAGGGCCUUUCAUAACCCGGAGAAUUUUCAAAGUGCAAGGAAGAUGAUAAGAAUAGAUUUCUACAAGUCCCGACCACGUGAUUGGCGAAAUAAUUAAUUCAGCACGUCCCUUAAGAAACAAGGAGUCGUCAUUAAUCUGCCACGCAAAGGGCUCUCUCCGACUUGGAAAGUGCAGGGAUCCCAAGAAUAUCACCCGCUGAGGGGGGCCCCGCGCGGCGCCCCCCGGCCCUCCACCCCCGGCCCCAGGCGGCGGGCGCGGGAGCGCGGCCGGCAGCUUUCUGCAUUGUAGAUCUCACAGAGCUGACCCACAGAAUUAAUUGAGCGAAUUCUCACCCUGUCAUUAAAAAGUGAAUUAUCUGCGUCUUCAUGAAAGAUGUGGUGAUUUUGAAACUAGGUCACCUGGAGUUCGGGGCCUGGCCCAGCUCUCUCAGGAUUCAGCAGACACUGGAGGUGGUGGCCAAGGACACAGUGGUAGUCAAUGUUAUUUGAGCAGGGUCAGCAGGCCCUGGAGCUUCUGGAGUGCACCAUGCAGAAGGCUGCAUACUAUGAAAACCCAGGACUCUUCAGCAGCUAUGGCUACAGCAAAGCCACUGAUACUUAUGGCUACAGCAACCCUCAUCAGCCCUAUCCACCCCCUACUGCUGCCAACUCCCUGGACACUGAUUAUCCAGGUUCUGCCUGCUCCAUCCAGAACUCUGCACCUCUUCGAGGCCCAGGCCACAAGGGGGCUGAACUCAAUGGCAGCUGCAUGAGACCUGGCACUGGGAACAGCCAGAGUGGGGGUGGUGGCAGCCAGCCUCCUGGUCUGAACUCAGAGCAGCAGCCCCCACAGCCCCCACCUCCACCACCCACCCUGCCCCCUUCCUCACCCACCAAUCCUGGAGGAGGAGUUCCUGCUAAGAAGGCCAAGGGUGGGCCCAAUGCUUCUAGUUCCUCAGCCACCAUCAGCAAGCAGAUCUUCCCCUGGAUGAAAGAGUCUCGACAGAACUCCAAGCAGAAGAACAGCUGUGCCACUGCAGGAGAGAGCUGCGAGGACAAGAGCCCGCCGGGCCCAGCGUCCAAGCGGGUGCGCACGGCAUAUACUAGUGCUCAGCUGGUGGAGUUGGAAAAGGAAUUCCACUUCAACCGCUACUUGUGUCGGCCGCGUCGCGUGGAGAUGGCCAACCUGCUGAAUCUCACCGAACGCCAGAUCAAGAUCUGGUUCCAGAACAGGCGCAUGAAGUACAAGAAGGACCAGAAGGCCAAGGGCAUCCUGCACUCGCCAGCCGGCCAGUCCCCAGAGCGCAGCCCGCCGCUCGGCGGCGCCGCGGGCCAUGUGGCAUACUCUGGCCAGCUGCCGCCGGUGCCUGGCCUGGCCUACGACGCACCCUCCCCGCCCGCUUUCGCCAAAUCGCAGCCCAACAUGUAUGGCCUGGCCGCCUACACGGCGCCGCUCAGCAGCUGCCUGCCACAGCAGAAGCGCUACGCUGCGCCCGAGUUCGAGCCCCACCCCAUGGCGAGCAACGGCGGCGGCUUUGCCAGCGCCAACCUGCAGGGCAGCCCAGUGUAUGUGGGAGGCAACUUCGUCGACUCCAUGGCGCCCGCGUCCGGGCCGGUCUUCAAUCUGGGUCACCUCUCGCACCCAUCUUCGGCCAGCGUGGACUACAGUUGUGCCGCGCAAAUUCCUGGCAACCACCACCAUGGACCAUGCGACCCUCAUCCCACCUACACAGAUCUCUCCGCCCACCACUCGUCUCAGGGACGCCUGCCCGAGGCCCCCAAACUGACACAUCUGUAGCGGUCGCCGUGGGCCCGAAUUCGCGGCGCAAUUACCUCUUUUGCUUUGGUGGUGGUGGGGAGGGGUGGCGAGUGGGGCCCGCGGGGCAGUUCGGAGAUCCCCCUUUCCCGCUCUGGCCCAACCAUCAGCGGCCAGAGGCAUAGGUGACCGGGCCUCCCCUCCGUGCGCGUCCUCCUUUGGGUGACUCGCCAUAAAUCAGCCGCAAGAAUACUCCCCCCAUAAGCCUGACAGUGCCAUAUACUGCGGACCGAGGGACUCUAAUCUGGUAAUAGUGCCCCGAAGGUAAGUCUGAGACCCAUCGGCGGCGCGCCCUGCAGAGGCACUAGAGCCUGGAGAGUCCUGGGCCUGGCCCGCGUCUAGCUUAGUUUCUGAGACCUUAAUUUAUAUGCUCCUUCCCAUCCUGUAAGGAUUGCAUCGGACUAAACGAUCUGUAUUUAUUAUUUGAAGCGAGUCAUUUCGUUUCCCUGAUUAUUUAUCCUCGUCUUAAUGUAUUUAUAUGUAUAUUUGUAGAAUUCUCCAGCCGAGCUUAGGAACGCGCUCCCAGGCCAUGGGGGCCACAUUUCACCUCUUUAGUCCCUUGGUCUGAAUUAGUUGAGAGAGUAGUUUUGAACAGUUGUAACCGUGGCUGAUGUUUGUAGUUGAUGUAAAGGAUUAAGACCACAAAUUGUCCUUCAUGGGUAGAGUCAGGCAGCCCAGUGGCAUGGCAUGACACCCGUUAGUCAUUUCUCAACAGCCGCAGCCCUCACCACUCGACACAGUUUAAUGAUGUCAAAUUGUCUGGUACUAUUUGAACAAAUAUUUAGAAUAAAAAAUUUUCUCGGUUGGAAGUGUAUCUGUGUUAAUCACACACACUUGCAAGCAGAUCACUUUGCCUAUAUCUUUCACACAAUCCCAGUGGAAGGCUUUAUGAAAGAUUGACUCUUUGAAAAACAUCAUUCUAUUAAUUUGGAAUCUGCUGCACCAGUUGGUCUGGGAGGUACUCCAUUAUUUCAUUCUAGCUAUUGAUAUGGUGGGGGGAUCUGAGGAUGCAAACCUAGAAAUGUUCUGGGUGGGAUGACUGGGAUAGGGUUUUGCUAAAGCAGAGCCUGCUUUGCUGUUUCUACCACCUUCUUUCUAGAUACAAUCUAAUGUUACAUUAGAGAGGCCAGAGCUCAUUUUUCUGCAUUAAGUAAUAAAAAAUAAACUUUGAAAGAAAACUGACAAUCAAAGACAAGAUACAAGAGAAGUUGUAAGAAGAAUUGUGCUUUGAAAAAGCUAAGGUGCAUGGGGGAAAAGUCUGAUCAUUUGGAGACAGGCACCCAAGCUUUUUCUCUAGGAAGCGUUGUCAUAAAUUUUUCCUUUGUGGUAGUUUGUAGUUCAUUUCUAAAGAAAAACAAAUGUUCUCCACGAUGUAAAGUAAUAAAAGUUUCAUUAAUGGAACAUAACACGUAUAAACACCUUGUUUACUCCUGUUUCUUUGUACAAAAGGGGCAAAAUGUCUUCAAAGAUUUAUAACCGUUUUUGUAAAUAUUAGCGUGGCUCAAGCUAGGGACAGACAACUUGCACCCAAUUCCAUGGGAGGGGGGCACUUGGAAAAUGCAUUCAGAUAAGGUUUAAUUCUUUUGUAUUUCAGCAAAGUCGGCCCACGCAUCUCUGUUUGAUUUGACAAAUAAUGCAACUCCUACUACAUCCCCUGUGACAGGAGGUGAAAUUCCUAUCGUGUGGAAAUAAUUUAACUUCUUCUGGUGGAACAACAAUCGUUUCUAUUUGGAUGUUUGUGUUUCGCUAAGUAAUGAUGGUUCAAAAUAUUUAGGUUUUUUUGUUCCUUUGUGCUGUUUUUAAAAUGGCAUGUUAGGUUGUGGUGGGAGGGGAUAUCUUUUUGCUAAAUUUCACUUUAUCUGAGCGGGGUUUAAAGUAUAUAUGUUGUAGAAGUGUAUCAACAGAAUAAAUGACUUCAAACGAAGGCAUAUUUUACCCAUUUUCAAGAUUUAACAUUGUUUUAUAUGAAAUUUGCAUCCAUAGGCAAAAUUUCUAAUUGUCUUGUAAGAAAUUAUUUUUUAAGCUAUUAGGGAAAUCAAAGAAAAGCUCGCUGCCUUGCAGGGAUUACAACCACCUUUCUUAACUGGCUAAAUAUUAAAUAGAUGAAUUGUCAGGCUGUUUAGAUUCAGCCCGGUUUUCCCUCAUCUCCUCUUCCUACCAUAAAUAAUAAUAAAAAUACAUAAUGCA
Molecule: messenger RNA, 4951 nt
Organism: Marmota monax (woodchuck)
Lineage: Eukaryota; Metazoa; Chordata; Mammalia; Rodentia; Sciuridae
Gene: Hoxd3
Product: homeobox D3
Exons: 4
Coding region: 1448-2746 (432 amino acids)
Biological process (GO): regulation of transcription by RNA polymerase II
Cellular component (GO): nucleus
Molecular function (GO): DNA-binding transcription factor activity, RNA polymerase II-specific; RNA polymerase II cis-regulatory region sequence-specific DNA binding
Source: RefSeq, a predicted model, not a curated record